Cutaneotrichosporon oleaginosum is the source of this 2379-nucleotide messenger RNA. RefSeq lists its product as uncharacterized. Gene Ontology annotation, biological process: iron ion transport; copper ion import; intracellular iron ion homeostasis. Gene Ontology annotation, cellular component: plasma membrane. NCBI's taxonomy places the organism in Eukaryota, Fungi, Basidiomycota, Tremellomycetes, Trichosporonales, Trichosporonaceae. The record is from RefSeq and is a predicted model, not a curated record. Gene Ontology annotation, molecular function: ferric-chelate reductase activity.
GACCUUUGCAUCUUUGCGCUUUUUCCCACUUCUUGACAUCUCCUCACUCCAUGACACGAUGAGCCCUCGCUCGGCGCGCGCGGCGCCGCUUUCUAACUCCCCCUCCCCCUCUCCCUCCCCCUCCUCACGCUCCUCGCGCCCGCGUCCCCGCGCCAUGCCGCCUCUCCUCGCUCUGGCCUCCGCGGCCCUCCUCGCGGCGCCCGCCGCCGCCACCCUUGUCGGGGAGCACGGCGCCUGCUUCUCCGCCUGCCAGCUGCCGCUCAACUUCGUGCGCUUCGCAGACAUCCCCGGCCCCGCCACAUGGGGCGCCAAAAUCGCGAGCCCGUCCUACAUGACCUCGCUCGUAGCGUGCAUGGACGCCUACUGCACGCCCCUGCAAAUCGAGUGGGGCUGGGAGCGCUUCGGCGCGUUCCGCGACCUCGGUGCACCCGGCACGCCCAUCCCGCGCUUCGAAGACGUGCUUGCGCGUGUGCCCGCCGCCCCGCGCGUCGUCGACUGCCUCGCCGACCGCGGCGCCGUCGUGCCGUCCACCAUCCUUAUCGCGCAGCAGAACUUUGACGACGGGUACCACACUGAUGCGGCGUUUGCGCGCCAGAUGCGCCUCCACAACGCCUUUGGCAUGUGCAUGUAUGCACUGUUGGCGGGCAUGACGCUCGUCGGUCUAGGCAACCGUCUGCUUGCACAUGCUGCCAAGCGUGGCGCUGUUACAUGGACAGGCAAUGUCCUCGCGCCAUGGCCGCGCGCGUACACUUGGUACCGCCGCCAUAUUGGGACUCCAGCCAUGAUGGGCUAUAGCCACGUGCAGCCAUGGGGCAUUCUCUCGAUCCCGACGCGUCUGCAGGCGAUCAUGAUCUUCAUCUACGUCGCGCUCAACGUCGGCAUGGGCUGCUACGGGUACGAGACGUUUGCGAACAACAUGUUCUGGCCCGGCGCCGAGUCGAUCCAGCUUGCGCGCUACCUCGGCGACCGGACGGGCAUUAUGAGCUUCUACAACAUGGUGCUGCUGUGGCUGCUCGCGGGGCGCAACGACGUCGUCAUCUGGCUGACGGGAUGGAGCUUCCAAAGCCUCAACCUGUUCCACCGGUGGACGGCGCGCGUCGCCGUCGUGCAAGCCUUCGUGCACUCGUGCGCAUACAUCUGGCUGCGAUGGGGCGCCUUCUGGGCCUUCAUGCCCGAGCGCUACUGGUGGAGCGGCGUGUGCGCCAUGGCCGCCAUGGGCCUGCUCAUCCCCCUCUCGGUCCUGCCGCUGCGGCAGUACGCGUACGAGCUCUUCCUGGUCCUCCACAUCGGGUUGAGCGUCGCCACCCUCGCCCUGCUGUACCUCCACACCGAGAUGUUCGGGUACGACCCGUGGGUGUGGCUGUGCAUGGGCAUCUGGGCGUUUGACCGCUUGCUGCGCGUUGUGCGCGUCGCCGUGCUGUCCUUCAAGACGCUCGGGCAGCGCAACGCCGUCGGCGCCAUCACCGCCACGAACCCCGGCCUGAUGCGCGUGCGCGUCGACACCAGCGUGCCAAUCAACCCCGCCCCCGGCGACUACUACUUCCUGUACUCGCCGCGUAGCUUGUCGCCGUGGGAGAACCACCCCUUCACGCUCGCGAGCUGGGAGAAGGCGCCUGGGGGCGGCACGACGCUCCAUUUCCUCAUCGCGCCGAUGGAGGGCUGGACGCGGCGCCUGCGGCGGCGUCUGGAAGCCGUGGCGACGCUCGCCGCCGACUCGGAAGCGGCGCCGCUCCUCGCGGCGCCCGGCACCUCCUCUCUCCCGCCCGCGCGCCUCCGCGUCCUCCUCGAAGGGCCCUACGGGCACCGGUGCGACCUCGAGCCGUUCGAGCACGUCCUCCUCCUGGCGGGGGGCAGCGGGAUCGCUGCGAUCCUGCCGUACGUCUUUGCCCUCUCGCGCGAAAACAGCGCCAAGAAGCGCAUCAGCAUAGUCUGGACAGUCCGCAACGCGGCAUACGCGGCCGACGUGCUCGCGCACGAGCUCGCGCCCGCGCGCACACGCCACGCCUCCCUCGACAUCUACCUCACGCAGGAGGAGCCGGUGGCCGCGCGCGCGCUGCUCGACGCCCUCGACGUCCCCCUCGACACGGGGUAUGCCGCCGUCGACCCGCACAGCGCGGGGGCGCGCCGGCGCGAAGUCGUGCUGACGCGCGGGCGCCCGCCGAUCCGCGAACUCGUCGGCGCACAGGUCGAGGCGCUGCGCGCCGAUACCGGCCGCCUCGCGAUCCUCGCGUGCGGCCCCGGACAGAUGAUGGACGACUUGCGCCGCGCCGUCGCGGACGCGUAUGGCGCGCUCACGACGGAUGCGGGCAGGCUCGAGUAUUACGAAGAAGCAUUUACGUGGUAGUCGAGUGGAUGCAUUGAUUCAUGGGUUCAUGCGCG